AUGAAUCCAGUGGUUCUAUGCGGAUGCUUGUAUCUAUUAAUGAUGAUACCUGGCGGCAGUUCGGCGUCACCGCAAAACAAAGCAAGGCUCUUCAGCAAACAAAACAUGCAGGCCCAGUCUAUUUCUGGAGCCAAUCACCUUGGGACCAAGUUUACACACGCUUUUGAACCUACUAGCAACUUGGCCGACGGGAAGCACGACUCUAAAAAGCUUUCUAAACGAUUCUACAACUGUUUCUGGAAAGGCCAAGCAGCUGAUGAGGUCACUAAAACCCGCAAUCUGGAGGCAGCGGCGGAAAAAAGUCAAUCUUCCGGAAGCAUGGCGACUACCAAAACAACGCAGAGGGGUUUUAAAAACCGACUAAAAAAUCUAAACCAAAUAAAAAACAUUAGAAAAAAGUAUCGUGGUUCACGCUCCGAACAAGACCAGUCAAGCUCCGAAAAUCCCGAUGAUUCAGGAAAUGAUGACGAGUUCGUACAGGAUGUUAGUUUCAAAUUCGCAACCAGUGCGAAAUCGAUGGCAUCGGGACCAGGACAGACUGUGAUAAAUUGGAGUGAAUUGCAAAAACUAGACGCGUUAAGAGAUAUUCAAGACUCACCGACACAUUAUCAACAUAGAGGAAAUAUGCGCUUUCAUUACCCACCGGUAGAUGGCGGAUAUGGAGGAAAUUACUACUAG
Puccinia triticina is the source of this 678-nucleotide messenger RNA. RefSeq lists its product as uncharacterized. Bases 1 to 678 code for a protein of 225 amino acids. Lineage: Eukaryota; Fungi; Basidiomycota; Pucciniomycetes; Pucciniales; Pucciniaceae. The transcript has a single exon. The record is from RefSeq and is a predicted model, not a curated record.